UUUCAUGCCUCUUUCCCUGAAGCUUUCUUGCAUUUUCCCGACUUUCAAUCUUAGCCGUCCAGCGGAUCAUGUAGCCAGCACGCACAGAAAGCGACUCCUGACUUCGGGUAGUUCAAUAAUAUAUUCAUCUGCUGCCAAGGUAGAAAAAAAUAAUUAAUUAUGAGAUAACUUCUUCUGCUCAAGUCGGAUCGGAAGGCAGUAUCAAUCUGUAGUUGGUCUGAUCUGAACCAGUAUCAAUUAAUGGAUGAGAGGAAAGCCUAUAAAGCCUCCUCUUCAUCCUCACUAUCCUCCUCAUCAAAACGUUGGGAGUACCACAUAUUCUUGAGCUUCAGAGGUGAAGACACGCGCAAUGGCUUCACGUCCCACCUUCACAAGGCAUUAGAAAGCAGGGGAUACGAUGUUUUUAUGGACGAGGACGAUCUACAAGUAGGGCAAGUUAUAAAACCAGAACUGUUGCAGGCAAUCGAAAAGUCCAAGAUCUCUGUAAUUGUCUUCUCAACGAGGUAUGCAGAUUCCAGUUGGUGUCUUGAUGAGCUGGUGAAGAUCAUGGAGUGUAGAAGAACACUGAAUCAAAUCGUUUUGCCAAUAUUCUACAAGGUGGAUCCUUCAGACGUCAGGAAACAGACUGGUACUUUGGCAUCUGAUUUUCAGAAACAUACCAUCCGACAUAAAGAUGAGGUGGUAAAGGAGUGGAGAAAGGCUCUUACUGAAGCAGCGGAUUUGUGUGCCGGGGUUCUCGAAGACAGGAAUGAAGCAAAGUUUAUCGAGGCAUUUAUUGAGAAUAAUAUUGUCGGACGGCUUUCCACAACUCCCCUACCAGUAGCCGCUUACCCGGUUGGAGUCGACUCUCGUGUACAUGAUAUGAUCAGUUAUCUUUUAGGUGGUGGAUCACAAGAUGUUGUCGUGAUUGGAAUUUGGGGGAUGGGCGGACUGGGCAAAACAACAGCUGCGAAGGCUAUUUAUAAUCGAAUUAAGGAUAAAUUCGAAGCUCAUGGUUUCCUUGGAGACAUUAGGGACACUGCAAAUAGACAUGGUCUUAUUUAUUUGCAAAAACUACUUCUUGCUGAAAUCAACAAGAAACCGACCAAAUUUCACAUAAGUUGUGUUGAUGGAGGGAUGGGUAUGAUAAAAGAAGAACUUGGACGUAAAAGGGUACUUGUAAUUAUCGACGAUGUAGAUGAAAAGGAGCAACUCGAAGCGAUAGUUGGAAAUGGUGAUUGGUUUGGCUCUGGAAGUAGAAUUAUAAUAACUACUAGAGAUAAACAUUUUCUAGACGUACUUCAUGUGAAUAAAACUUUCACGGUUCCAGAAAUGAAUCCAGAUGAAGGUCUUGAGCUCUUUUGUCGGCAUGCCUUUCAAAAAGGUUGUCCUAAUAAACGAUAUCUUGAACUCUCGAAAAAGGUAGUUUUUUAUAGUGGAGGUUUGCCACUGGCACUUAAAGUUUUAGGCUCUUUCUUGGUUGAAAGAACCAUAGCAGAGUGGGAAAGCCAAUUGGAGGAAUUGGAAGGAAUCCCUCCUAAAGAUAUUCUAAAAAAACUGAGAAUAAGCUAUGACAGUCUAGAUCAUAUCGAGAAGUGUAUAUUCCUUGAUAUAUCUUGUUUCUUCAUUGGAAUAAACAAAGACCAGGUCAGAAAAAUAUUAGAUGGAUGUGGCUUUAAAGCAGAAAUAAAAAUCAGUGUCCUCCUUCAGAAGUGCCUUGUAACUGUUAAUGAAGAGAACCAGCUAACGAUGCAUGAUCUACUUCGAGACAUGGGCAGAGCAAUCUCUCAAGAAGGUGACCCAGAAGACCGGAGUAGAUUGUGGCUCAGCCCUGAAGAUUUGACAGAUGUAUUGGAAGACAAAUCUGGAACUAAAGUUGAAAGACUUGCUCUAAAUCUGCGAAGCUCGGAAAAGGCUAGUUUCGGUACUGAAGCAUUUAGCAAAAUGAGAAAACUGAAAUUGCUCCAGCUCAACUAUGCAGAGCUCACGGGAGAGUACAAAUUUCUUUCCAAAAAUUUAAGAUGGUUGUGCUGGCAUGGAUUCCUUCUAGAUUCGAUACCAGGCGACUUUGAUCUAAGAAGCCUAGUUGCUAUGGACCUGCAGUUUAGCAAACUCAAAAUAGUUUGGAAGGAUUGCAAGUUGCUUGAGAAGUUGACAAUCAUUAAUCUGAGUCAUUCUCAUGAUCUAACAACAUCACCAGACUUUUCAAAAGUCCCAAAUCUCGAGGAGUUGAUAUUGGAAUGUACGAGUUUGUCUGAUGUCCAUGAAUCUAUUGGUGAUCUCAAAAGACUUGCUUUGGUAAAUCUUGAACACUGCAAAAUGCUUAAAGAUCUCCCACUGAAUUUAUAUAGAUCCAAGUCUAUUGAAACUCUUCUACUUAAUGGUUGUUCAAGCUUUGAAAACUUGGCUGAGGGCUUAGGGGACAUGGUAUCAUUGAGAACUCUGGAAGCAGACGAUACAGCUGUGACAAAAAUACCAUCUUCCAUAGUAAAAUUGAAGAACCUGAGAUCUUUAUCUCUAUGUGGUUUGGAACGGUUAACUGGCUUUUUGCCCCAUUCUUACCUGAGAUCAACUGGUUUUUUGCCCCCUUUGUUAGAUGGCUUAAACUCUUUAAGAAAAUUAGCUCUUGCAAACUGCAGUUUAACUGAUGAUGAACUCCCUAAGGAUCUCGGGAGCCUAAGUUCGUUAGAACAUUUAGAUUGUGGACAAAAUUCUUUUUGUAGACUGCCAAGCCUAAGUGGUCUUUCAAAGCUGGAAUAUUUAUGUUUAAAUGACUGCAGAAAACUUCGUGAAAUCCCAGAAUUACCGACAAAUCUGAAAGUUCUGAGAGGGUUUGGCUGCACAGCAUUGGAAACAAUGCCAGAUUUUUCAGAAAUGUCAAGUAUAAGAGAACUGUAUUUAUCUGAUUCGUCCAAACUCACUGAGAUUCCUGGCCUGGAUAAGUCAUUAAACUCCGUGACAAGGAUUCAUAUGGAAGGCUGCACCAAUCUCACCACCAAUUUCAGAAAUAAAAUCCUACAGGGAUGGACUUCUUGCGGAUUUGGAGGCAUUUAUCUUGAAGGAUUAUAUGGUAUUCCUAAGUGGUUCUUCUUGGUCGGUAAUGAGUACAAUGAAGUGGAUUUUGAAGUGCCCCAAAUUUUCAGUUGGGAUUUAAAAGGGUUAACGUUGUGUUGCGUUUACUCUUCAGACAACCCAAAACCAAAAGAUGGUCUUGGCAUUAUGGUUAGAAAUGUAACGCAGGGAACUACUUUGCACACCUGGCCAGCAAUUGCCUCGGUAAAAACAGACAGUAAACCUGAAGAUGAUUAUCUUUGGCAGGGACAACUAUCGAACGAUAUGCUCAGUUUGCAAGUUGGGGAUAAAGUCUUGCUUUCUGUAUUUGCUACAGUUGAUUUUGUGAUAGUGAAGAAAGCAGCGGUCAAUCUAGAAUGGGACAAAGUUAUGAAGGAAAAUAUGCAUGAUUCGGAUCCUCAUCUAUAUGAUUUGUCGAGAGCUCCAGAUGAGGCAGGACCAAGCCAAGUCGAACCAUUGAGAGAAUUAGUUCUCGCAAGCUGCAAUUUUGAUAUUGAUUUAUCUAAAAAAAUUGAAAAAGCAGGUUCUACAGAUGUUGGCAUGAUUGGUAUUUGGGGGAUGGGCGGCAUUGGAAAAACAGCGCUUGCCAAAACCAUUUAUAACGAAUUUGAACGUAUCUUUGAAGGUAGGAGUUUCCUUGCAAACGCGAGGGAAGUAAUUGCACACCAACCCACUGCUGGUCUAGUUGGUUUGCUAGAACAACUUCUAAAUGAUAUCUUGAAAAGCAAGGACCCCAUAAAGGUUGAUUCUGUUGAGGUAGGGAUCGAUAUGAUAAGAGCAAGACUUCGCCGUAAAAGAGCACUAGUCAUAAUUGACGAUGCAGAUGAUCUACAGCAACUAAAAGCAAUAGCUGGAGCUCGUGAUUGGUUUGGUCCUGGAAGUAGAAUUGUUAUAACAACAAGAAAUAAACAUUUGCUAGAGCAAGUUGGAGUCGAUAGCAUGUAUAUGGCUGAAGAAAUGGAUGAAAAAGAAGCUCUAGAGCUUUGGCAUGCCUUCGAAAGUGGUUAUCCUAAUCAAGAAUAUCUUGACCUCUCAAAACGUGUAAUUCGUUACUGUCAAGGUUUGCCACUAGCACUUAAAGUUUUUGGGUCUUUUCUGAAGAAAAGAACCACAGCAGAGUGGGAAAGCCAUUUGGAGAAAUUGGAAAGAAGUCCUCCUGAUGGAGAUAUUCAAAAAAUAUUCAGAAUAAGCUUUGACAGCCUACCUGAUGAUACAACGAGAGAGAUAUUCCUUGAUAUAUCUUGUUUCUUUAUAGGAAUGGACAAGGACUAUGUAACACAAAUAUUGGAUGGAUGUGGCUUUUAUGCAACGAUACGAAUCAGGGUUCUCAUCGAACGGUGCCUUGUAACUGUUAGUGAGCAAAACGAGCUAAUGAUGCAUGAUUUGCUUCGAGACAUGGGAAGAGAGAUCGUUCGUAAAAAUGCCCACGGUCACCCUGAAAAAUUUAGCAGAUUGUGGAAACGUGAAGACGUAACAGAUGUAUUGAGCGAUGAAUUUGGAACUAAAAAAAUUGCAGGGGUUGCUCUACAUUUGGAUAAGAAAUGGCAUGGGCAUUGGCAUUCGUUUCGAGAUUUGACUAGAUUCAGUGCACAAGCAUUUGCCAACAUGAAAAAACUGAGGUUACUCCACCUCAGCGGAGUAGAGCUCACUGGAGAGUACAAAGAUUUUCCCAAAGAGUUAAUAUGGUUGUGCUGGAAAUAUUUUCCUUUAGAGUCCAUACCAGAUGACUUUCCUACGCAACCAAAACUAGUUGCUUUAGACCUGCAGUAUAGCAACCUCAAAAUAGUUUGGAAGGAUUGCAAGUUGCAUCAUAAUUUGAAAAUCCUUAAUCUCAGUGGUUCCCGUCAGCUAACAAAAUCACCAGACUUUUCAAAAUUCCCAAAUCUCGAGAAGUUGAUAUUGAAAGGUUGUGGCAACUUAUUUAAGGUUCACUCAUCUAUUGGGGAUCUUGGAAGACUUUCUUUGGUAAAUCUUGAAGACUGCAAAAUGCUAAGGGAUCUCCCACUGAAUUUCUAUAAAUCCAAGUCUAUUGAAACUCUUAUACUGAAUGGUUGUUCAAGAUUUCAUAACUUGGCUGAUGGCUUAGGGGACAUGGUAUCAUUGACAAUUUUGAAAGCAGAUAACACGCGCAUCAGACAAAUUCCAUCUUCCAUAGUAAAAUUGAAGAAGUUGAGAAUUUUAUCUCUAUCUGGCUGCAGUUUAACUGAGUAUGUAAUCCCUGAGGAUCUAUGUAGCCUAAUUUCCUUAGAAGAUCUGCUUCUUGCAAACAAUUACUUUCGUAGCCUACCAAGUCUCGCUGGUCUUUCAAAGCUCAAGGUCUUGUGUUUAAAUGCAUGCAGACAACUUCUUGCAAUCCCAGAUUUACCGAAGAAUUUGUGUGUUCUGAAAGCAAAUGGCUGCCGAGAAUUGGAAACAAUUCCAGAUUUUUCAGAAAUGUCGAAUAUGAGAGAAUUGUAUCUCUGUGAUUCGUUCAAACUCACUGAGGUUCCAGGCUUGGAUAAGUCAUUAAACUCCAUGACAAGGAUUCAUAUGGAAGGCUGCACCAAUCUGACUGCCGAUUUUAGGAACAACAUCCUCCAGGGAUGGACGUCUUCCGGAUUUGGUGGAAUCUAUAUAUAUAAAGCAAAAGGCAGAGAAUGGUGAAACAUUCAAAAUACCAGAAAAUGUCAUUGGUUAAU
Prunus persica (peach) is the source of this 5729-nucleotide messenger RNA. RefSeq names its product TMV resistance protein N. The coding region runs from base 241 to 5694 and encodes 1817 amino acids. Gene Ontology annotation, biological process: signal transduction; defense response. The record is from RefSeq and is a predicted model, not a curated record. Lineage: Eukaryota; Viridiplantae; Streptophyta; Magnoliopsida; Rosales; Rosaceae. The transcript has 9 exons. Gene Ontology annotation, molecular function: ATP hydrolysis activity; protein binding; ADP binding.